Messenger RNA from Rhipicephalus sanguineus (brown dog tick), 1204 nucleotides. RefSeq names its product phospholipid-transporting ATPase ABCA3-like. NCBI's taxonomy places the organism in Eukaryota, Metazoa, Arthropoda, Arachnida, Ixodida, Ixodidae. Bases 404 to 1168 code for a protein of 254 amino acids. The record is from RefSeq and is a predicted model, not a curated record. Gene Ontology annotation, cellular component: membrane; intracellular membrane-bounded organelle. Gene Ontology annotation, biological process: transmembrane transport; lipid transport. The transcript has 5 exons. Gene Ontology annotation, molecular function: ABC-type transporter activity; lipid carrier activity.
GUUGCCGAUCAUCUGAUAACACCCUGGCUAACGUUACGUGGACGAACUCGCUCGCGUAUACGCUGUAUGCGUGACAGAUGUCGCAGUUAAGAAUAAUCAAACGGGCAUUGCAGGUUAAAACAGCGUGUCAGUCAUUGGCCUCGUAUUGUGCUAUUGCAGGGAGGUGUCGGUGAUCGGCCAGCUCAGCUUCACCGUGCAGCCGGGCGAGAUAUUCGGCGUCCUCGGCUUGCAGCAGUCCGGCCGCAGCACGGUUCUGGGCAUCCUGGCUGGCGACCGGGAGCUCGGCCGUGGAAAUGCCUACAUCGAAGGCUGGGGCAUCCGACGCAACCCCAAGCAGUACCUGAAGCGGAUCGGCUACUGCCCCGAGGAGGACCCGAUCAUCUUCAAGCUGACGGGGCGCGAGAUGCUGGCGCUGAUUGCGCGGCUGCGUGGUCUCACGCACCACGUGAUGCACAAGGAGAUCCACUACAUCCUCCACCAGGUCGGCCUCUUGCGCCACUCCAAACGCCCGACCCUCGACUACGGUUCUGGCAGCCGGCGCAAGAUGUCUCUGGCCAUGAGCCUGGUUGGAGACCCUGCGCUGGUCAUCCUCGAUGAGUGCACAUCCGGCGUGGACCCCAUUUCUCGAGGCCGCCUGUUCCGCGCAAUCACGCGCAUCCAGCGCUCCAGCGGCAUGGCUGUGCUGUUCACGUCCCACUGCAUGCGCGAGUGCGACCAGCUCUGCACUCGCGUCGGCAUUCUGUCGGGUGGCGACUUCACGCGCGUCGGCGACACGGUGGCCCUGAAGCAGUCGGCCACCCAGGGCUGCACCAUCGUGGUCAAGCUGACCGUGGCGCAGAGCAUGCAAGACGGCUCCAUCAAGGAGAUCAACCGGGGCAUCAAGCGCGAAUUCCCCCAGUCGGUCAUCGCCGAGAAGCGGGAGGAUCAGAUGCGCUACCGCCUGAAACCGAACGCGGACUACCCCCUCAUCUGGAGCGAGGUGAUCUUCAAACUGCACACGCUGCAGCAGGAGAUCAAGUUUGAAGACUUUCUGGUCAACGACACCUCGCUCGGAGAGGUCUUCAUCGGUUUCGCGCGCGAGCGCAAAAUGGUGGACUUUGGCGAGAACCAGGUCCGCUACUUCGAGAGGGACCAGCCUGCCACUGUGGUCAUGAUCCCGCCUAAUUAAAUGCGCACGCGUUAUACAGUCGAGUGGUGUGCUCCA